Messenger RNA from Aphis gossypii (cotton aphid), 1483 nucleotides. RefSeq names its product protein BTG2-like. The record is from RefSeq and is a predicted model, not a curated record. Gene Ontology annotation, cellular component: cytoplasm; nucleus. Gene Ontology annotation, biological process: negative regulation of mitotic cell cycle; negative regulation of cell population proliferation. Lineage: Eukaryota; Metazoa; Arthropoda; Insecta; Hemiptera; Aphididae. The transcript has a single exon. The coding region runs from base 105 to 911 and encodes 268 amino acids.
AUUUAUGGUGUUUGUGUGUUGCAGGUUGUGCGAUCGUAUAUUGUAUAUUACAUAGAAUAUUGAAUAUAUAAAAAUAGAAUAGACGAUAUAAUCGCAGCUGCACGAUGAGGGUGGAACUAGAAUCUGCCGUUAAGUUUAUCAUAUCAAUGCUGCGCGCGGGACACCGAUCGAGGCUGGUCCGCAGCAAAGGCGACAAGUUCUUUCUGGAACCCGAAAUAGAGAUGUUGCAACUAUCACUGUUGACCGUCAUGAAUCGCCAGUACAAAGACUUCUGGUUCCCAGAGUCACCGAAUCGUGGAUCUGCGUACCGGUGCAUCAGAAUCAACAAGGACAAGAUGGAUCCGAUCAUUGCUCGCGCUGCCGACGCGUGUGGCCUUUCGUGCCACCUGAUCCGCACGUACUUGCCCGACGAACUUACGUUGUGGGUUGAUCCGUCUGAAGUGUCCUACCGCAUCGGCGAGGAGGACGGUAGCAUUUGCGUACUGUACGAAGCUCCGAUUCAACAACCGCUCGAAAUCGCUGCCACACAGCCGGGUCGACCUUCGUCGUCGUCAUCGUCUUCGUCUUCGGUGUCCACGUCUCCCGGAUCGUAUUCCUCAUCCUCUCCGCCGUUUAACAACAGCCAAAACCGCAACAGUCAUCUCCAUCUCCAGCAUCAACAGCAACAGCAACACCUCCAGCAACAACAGCAACAUCAACAGCAACAGCAGCAACAACAGCAACAGCAACAACACCAACAGCAACAACAGCAGCAAAUGCAUCAGGCCGACGGCAUGGUGGGUUCAUAUCCCAACUACACAUCCCCGGUUAAACCGUCGAAUGUGAUCACGUUCGUGCCGCCCUCAUACGGAUCUCCAGUACAAUUCGUACACUCUCCUUACCAGUCGUAUCCCGCUUUUAUUUCCAGUUAAUUUUAGAGAAAACGUAUUCACACCGAUUCAAAAGGAAAAAUGCUUAUUUGAUGUGUAUUUUUAGUGAUUAAGAAUGAAAUGAUAAAAAAAGAUAAAAUGCUUAAACGUUUAGAUUUAUAUUAUUUAUUAGGUAAGUACCUAUAUAUACAUAUUUAUUUGAUAUAAUAAUAUAUAUUAUAUUAACAACACAUAUAUAAGUAUGUGUGUUGGUAAGAUAUUAUUUGCAAACAAAAAAAUAACAUCGUAAUUUAUACGUGAAGCACUCAGUAUAUUAUAUUGUAUACGAUACUUAUCCCACCCAAGACUACCCAUUGAUACCGUGAUCUCACAAAUCCUAAAAAAGUGUGCUGAUAGGACGUUGAAUUAUUAUUCUCGGAUUGUGUUUGUGUGUUCCUCGACUUCUUCUCGAGACAUAGUCCGUGAUUAUACGUUUUGCUGUAAUAAUAAAAAAAACCUUUCCCAGUCCCCAUCCCUCCCCAAUUAAUUUUUGCAAUUUGUACUGGGUGCUUACUUGAGUCAGUUGUUGAAUGUGAUAAGAACUUCUAAAAUAAAAAAAAAAAAAAAAAAAAAAA